GUCUGUCAAAAUGGCGACGCCCUUGAUAAGUCGGUGUGCGUUGUUAGGGGCUACGCUUCGAAGACUGUCCAUUGGUGACUCCACUUUGGGAGUGCGAGGAAUUCAUUCAACUGCGAUAUGUUACAAGAACAGAGCUGCCCGUAUUCGUGUGGGAAAAGGUGACCGACCCCUGAACUAUGAGCAGGCGCUCCAUCCACACCAGAUAGGUCAUCGAAAAGGCUGGCUAUCUGCACACACCAGUAACCUGCAUGAGGAAGAGGGUGCUGCUGACAGAACCGUAGAGGACGUUUUCAUUCGCCGCUUCAUCUAUGGCACAUUCCACGGUUGCCUAGCCAAUGAGCUGGUCAUCAAACGCCGCGGGAACCUCAUUGUGAUAUGUGGCCUGAUGCUUCAGAAGCUGCCGCCACAGAAAUUCUACUUCCUGAUUGGCUACACAGAGACUCUGCUCUCGCACUUUUACAAGUGCCCUGUCAAGAUGGAAAUACAGACUUUGGAACAGAAGGCAGUUUAUAAAUAUGUCUGAAUGUACACAUACGUACACUGAGACAUACUUACACACAUACAGCUCUGGAAGCAAAAUUAGACACCACUGCACAUUUUUUUUAUGUUAUCCUACGGCUGCUGAGUGACAUUUGAAUGAGUUGACGGUCAUAUUCAAAUUUUCAGUGGUCUCUUAAUUUUGAAUAUGACUGUCAACUCAUUCCAAUGUCACUCAGCAAUCGUAGGAUGAAAUCAGAGAUAUGUGCAGUGCUGUAUGUACACCUGAUUGACUGUAUGGAAUAAGGUGAGAUUCAUCAUGUGAAAGCUUAGUUUGUAAUCUGCUGUUUGUAAAGUGGCCCGUUACCGAAUCAGAUUUUGGUGAAUUCCUUUUCUUUUGGUGUAUUCCCAUUCCCUCUUGAACCGUGCUUAUUGCUUCUCAUUGUAUUUACUCAAACCAUCAUUAAAACUGUUAAAUUAUC
Messenger RNA from Alosa alosa (allis shad), 959 nucleotides. RefSeq names its product mitochondrial ribosomal protein S24 (gene mrps24). The coding region runs from base 11 to 523 and encodes 170 amino acids. Gene Ontology annotation, cellular component: mitochondrion. The transcript is spliced from 4 exons. Gene Ontology annotation, biological process: translation. Lineage: Eukaryota; Metazoa; Chordata; Actinopteri; Clupeiformes; Clupeidae. The record is from RefSeq and is a predicted model, not a curated record.